Molecule: messenger RNA, 1497 nt
Organism: Pygocentrus nattereri (red-bellied piranha)
Lineage: Eukaryota; Metazoa; Chordata; Actinopteri; Characiformes; Serrasalmidae
Gene: grap2b
Product: GRB2 related adaptor protein 2b
Exons: 12
Coding region: 158-1132 (324 amino acids)
Molecular function (GO): protein binding
Source: RefSeq, a predicted model, not a curated record
CCACAAAGCAACUAGAACGCUACAAAUGAACGUUCAGUUCGCAGCCUUAUUUUGUAGCUGUUAGAAGAUUAAAACUUUAUUCACGUUGACGUUGCUGCUUCAUAGACGAUUUCUUCAGACUGCAGUCUUUGCAGGGUGAGCUUUGGCUGUCGAAGGCAUGGAGGCGAUUGGAAAGUUUGAUUUCACUGCCACAGCUCCUGAUGAGCUCAGCUUCAAGAAAGGAGAAACCAUUAAGAUUUUGGGUACGAAGGAUGACUGGUAUAGAGCCGAAAAGUGCGGCACGCUUGGAUUCGUUCCAAAGAAUUACAUCAGGCUCAACGUUCCCAGCUGGUAUCAGGAGGACGUUAGUCGACAAGAGGCCGAGACCAUUCUCAUGUCCCAGCCAAUAGGAGCCUUCAUGAUCCGCGACAGCCAGAGUUCUCCAGGAGAUUUAUCCAUCUCAGUCAGGCACGAGUUUGACGUGCAGCACUUUAAAGUGAUGCGGGAUCCGAAGGGACAGUAUUUCCUGUGGAAUGAGAAAUUCACUUCUCUGAAUAAAUUAGUGGACUAUUACACACUCAAUUCCAUCUCCAAGCAGAGCUGUGUCCGCCUCCUCAUAGAACAGCAGAACCCAUUAGAUGUUACUCAAGAAUCCAGACCAUCUCCUCGGCCCAGGUUAGAAGUCCCUAACAGAGGCAUUUCAGAUGCUAGAACAUUUCCUCAGCCCAGGUUAGAAGUCCCUAACAGAGGCAUCUCAGAUGCUAGGACGUUUCCUCAGCCCAGGUUAGAAGUCCCUAACAGAGGCAUCUCAGAUUCUAGGACGUUUCCUCAGCCCAGGUUAGAAGUCCCUAACAGAGGCAUUUCAGAUGCUAGGACAUUUCCUCAGGAGAGAGGAGAGAGGAUAGAGAGUCAGAGUAGAUCAGCAGGCCCACGGUGCCCCCCUCCCCGCCCUGCAGAGACCCUACCACCUCCACAGCCAUCACUGACGCAGGUCAGAGCUCUGUACAACUUCACUGCAGAGGAAAAGGAUGAGCUGGACUUCAACGCAGGCGACAUUAUAGAGGUCCUGGAGCAAUUGGACUCCUCCUGGUGGAUGGGUCAAAUACGAGGCAAAACUGGACUCUUCCCCUGCAGCUACACCACUGCUUUAUAAACAUAUACAGCAAAAAUAACCACAUAGUGUUCACCUGGACUCUGAAAGCUGCAGAAAUGCCACAAUGCUGACUUUAGUGAGAUAUUCUACUUCUGUCAAACUACAGCUGUCUCAUAACAUUAAUGCAAUACAACAAUAUGCACUGUACAAAAUUAUUUGGAUUGUUUCAAAAGUUUCAAUUUACUGAGCAAUAAUAAAAAUACAGGUUAUUAUGUUAUCCUAGCAACACUGUUGAGUCCAGUCGUGACCAAAGAGGAUAACAUACCAUCAAAAUAAUUUUUGCUGAGCCAUCUACAAGAUGCACUUUUUUGCAAGGACUUUGUGUUAUCUAUGAUGCCUUCCAAAUAAACAAUCUGAUCAAUCUU